Meleagris gallopavo (turkey) is the source of this 617-nucleotide messenger RNA. Lineage: Eukaryota; Metazoa; Chordata; Aves; Galliformes; Phasianidae. The record is from RefSeq and is a predicted model, not a curated record.
CCCGCCGCUCACCCGGCUGUCCCCGCAGACCUGGCCGACUGUAAGCUGGUGGCUUUCCCCGCCGGCAUCUACAAGGCGGUGCGCAGCGUCACGCAGGGCAUCCACCGCAUCUCGCUGGCUAACAACGAGCUGAAGGCUCUCGGCGCACGCUUCGCCAUCACCUUCAGCCAGCUGCGAGAACUCAACCUGGAGGGCAACCUCCUGCACCGCCUGCCCCAGGAGCUGGGCUCCCUGCUGCACCUGCGUACCAUCAACCUCGCCCGCAACAAGUUCCGGCACUUCCCCGAGCCCCUGGCGGCUGCCCCUGCACUGGAGAGCAUCAACCUGGAAGGGAACGAGAUCGCAGAGGUGCCAACAGAGGCACUGGCCACCAUGUCCUCACUGCGGAGCCUCAACCUGCGUGCCAACCCUGUGUGCCCUGCUGUACGCCUGCUCGUCCAGCCCCUGGUCCCCUUUGAGCUGCUGCUGUCACCUGAGGGCAACGUCCCCACAGCCUGACAUGACCCUGCUGCUGCCCGGCGCCUGGAGGAGUGCUCCCUGGCCCAUGAGCUCCCCAUGGCUUCCAGCUGCUGGCACGAUGUGCCCAAUGCCUGAUUAAAUGUGUGAUGUGCAUUGUG